Messenger RNA from Prunus armeniaca (apricot), 1032 nucleotides. Lineage: Eukaryota; Viridiplantae; Streptophyta; Magnoliopsida; Rosales; Rosaceae. The record is from the annotation of a GenBank genome assembly.
AUGCAUAUUGAUUGUUUGCAAGCAUACGGUGAUUCACAGUUAGUUGUCAGACAGUUGAAUGGCCAAUACGCCGUCAGAAAUGCUACUCUCGUCCCAUACCAUGAAAGGGCAAAAUAUCUCAUGUCACAGUUUCAAGACAUUCAUGUCAGUCACAUCCCGAGGUCAGAAAAUGAUAAAGCUGAUGCGCUAGCUAAUUUGGCUGCAUCGCUAACGCUACCUAAUGAAAGAGAUAUCCAAAUCACUGUUGGGGAACGUCAUUUACUACCCCCAGCUAUAGAAAGAAUUGAAGAAGUUGUUGAUUCAAACGUCAUUACAACUUCCGAACAUGAGGAAGAACAAGAUGAUCUCGAUUGGCGUCAUCCCAUAAUCAAGUAUCUCCAACAUGGCAAAUUGCCAAAUGACUCGAGGAAAAAGGCUGAAGUUCAACGCAGAGCCAUCCGGUUUUUGUAUUUAAACGACACAUUGUACAAAAGAUCAUUUGAUGGUAUGUUGUUAAGGUGUUUGUCGAAACAAGACGCAACUAAAGCCCUUCAUGAUACUCAUGCUGGUACUUGCGGUGCUCAUCAAGCUGGUCCAAAACUCUCAAACCAACUGAAAAGAUUGGCUUGGGGAUUGAAUGUUAUUGGCAUGAUAAAGCCUAAGUCAUCACGCCAACAUCAGUACAUCUUGGCCGCGACCGAUUACUUCUCUAAAUGGGCUGAAGCAAUUCCUUUAAAGGAAGUACGAGCAGACGAUGUUACAAACUUCAUAAGGAAUCAUAUCAUCUACUGUUAUGGGGUUCCAUCGAAGAUAAUAUCCGACAAUGCAUUGUAUUUCAAGUACAAGUCCAUGACCAAGUUGUGCGAGAAGUACAGGUUUCAACACUCGUUUUCCGCGAGUUACAAUCCGUCGUCAAACGGUCAAGCUGAAGCUUUCAAUAAGGUACUGUGCAACAUCCUAAAGAAUACGGUCUCAGGAAAUAAAAGAGACUGGCAUGAGCGUCUCCCUAAAGCAUUAUGGGCUUAUAGGACGACCAUACGCAAUUCAACAUGA